Molecule: messenger RNA, 5123 nt
Organism: Prinia subflava (tawny-flanked prinia)
Lineage: Eukaryota; Metazoa; Chordata; Aves; Passeriformes; Cisticolidae
Gene: TMC3
Product: transmembrane channel like 3
Exons: 23
Coding region: 641-3988 (1115 amino acids)
Cellular component (GO): plasma membrane
Molecular function (GO): mechanosensitive monoatomic ion channel activity
Source: RefSeq, a predicted model, not a curated record
CCUCUAUGGUGGAGAAAAGCACUGAAAAUUCACUUCCCUGGCCCCAGCAGAACCUGGAGCAGUUUGUUCUAUCCUGGCAACCAAGCCCAGGAUCACGGAGAUGCUGACAGAGAGGUUGUGUUGGUGCUGACCAUAGAAAGGGUGUCAGGGGAUGCUCCACCUUUAAAAUUGGAAGCCCUGUGGGGAAAAUGACAUUGCAUGUUUCUGUGUUACUAAAGGCCAGCACACAAACCACCUUCCUUUUCCUAAGCAAGAACCUUGUCUCAAGCACAGCAAGCAGGAACAUCAGCAGCACCUACAGAGUUUGUUGGAAACACCACCCAGAGCGGGCCAGUGCGGUGUCUGGGAUGGCACUCACAGGGAUGUCCCUCAGCCACAAGAAGGGAAAUCCAGCUGUGAAUUCGGGCUUGCAGCUGGGCCACCCUUGAACUGCGCUUCCCACCUGGAUCGGGGCUGCGAGGGGUGGCUGCCGUGUGCUGCGGCUUUAAGGCACUGCCCGGCAGCCCGGGUUUCUCCAGGCUGGAGCACCAGGCAGCGAUCCUGUGCUCCACAGGGCUCGCAGCACUCGCUGCUCUCUGUUUAAUAACAUUUGGCUGCUGCUGAGGCGCUGCCCGGGCGGCUCCGAGCUCGCCCCUGCCCCAUGGCAGCAGCGCCGCGCUCCCCUGCCCGAGGGGCGGCCAAGCCCUGCAAGAAACCGCGCACGGCCAAGCGGCAGGCGGGGAUCUACAGCUACCAGGAGCCGCCCCACAGCAACUCGGAUGAUGACACUGCUGAAGAGAAGGCUGAGAGCCACGACCCAGAGCAGAUCUUCCAGAACAUCCAGUACCAGAAGGAGAUCAUGUCCAACAUCCGCUGCCGGCCGUGGCCGAUGAGGCAGAAGCUGAGGGCGCUCAGGCAGGCGAAGGAGAUCGUGCUCAAGUACGAAGGGAGGCUCACGAGAACCAGAGGCUACCAGGCUGCUGGGGCAGAGCUCUGGAGGAAGUUUAUUCGACUUGCAUAUAACUUUGUGGUAAUCUUUAUUCCUUGGGAAAUGAGAAUAAAGAAAAUUGAGAGUCAUUUUGGGUCUGGAGUUGCCUCUUACUUCAUCUUCCUGAGAUGGCUGUUUGGAAUCAAUAUUGUCCUUACCAUAAUGACAGGAGCAUUUGUAGUCCUACCAGAGCUCCUGGCCGGGGCCCCGUUCGGCAGCACGGUCAGCAAGACCAUUCCCAAGGAGCACAUUGCCUCUGCUCAGGACCUGGACACCAUCUGGUCACUGGGGGGCUACCUCCAGUACUCUGUUCUGUUUUAUGGCUAUUACGGUCGUGACAGGAAGAUUGGGAAAGCUGGAUACCGGCUGCCUCUUGCCUACUUCCUUGUUGGAAUGGCUGUGUUUGCUUACAGCUUCAUCAUUCUUCUAAAAAAAAUGGCAAAGAACUCAAGAAUGAGUUUAGCAAGUGCCUCUGAUGAAAAUUACACUUUCUGCUGGAGACUGUUCUGUGCUUGGGACUAUUUAAUAGGAAACCCUGAGGCUGCAGAGAGCAAAGCUGCUGCCAUAGUUAACAGCAUCAGGGAAGCUAUCUUGGAAGAGCAGGAAAAGAAGAAAAGCAAAAACUUGGCAGUGACCAUAAGCUUAAGAAUUAUUGCAAACAUCCUGGUGCUUCUCUCCCUUGCGGGAAGUAUUUACAUCAUCUACUUUGUCGUGGAUCGAUCCCAAAGGUUAGAGCGCACCAAAAAGGAAUUGACUCUUUGGGAAAAAAAUGAGGUCAGUGUAGUUGUGUCACUGAUCACAAUGAUUGCACCCUCUGCUUUUGAACUUGUGGCAGCUCUGGAGAUGUAUCAUCCAAGGACCACUCUUCGCUUCCAGCUUGCCAGGGUUCUUGUCCUAUACCUGGGAAACCUCUACAGUUUAAUCAUUGCUCUCCUAGAUAAAGUGGACAGUAUGAGUGUCACUGACUCUGAUGUGAACAACAAUGCAAGUAAUUCUACCACCUCCUUAGCAACCAACACUCUCUCUAAGGAUGACAAUUUGACCAUUCCUAAUGUACAAAUUACAAGAAAUGGCUUUGUCACAUCAGAAGAGCAUCGCACCCAAGGCCUGGCAGUCUCAGACUCACUGGUUAACCAAACAAUUUCCUUUAACACCCAGAACCCACAGGAUCAGUGCUGGGAGACAUAUGUUGGUCAAGAGAUGCUCAAGCUUUCAAUUAUCGACAUGAUUUUCACAGUCGCAAGCAUCCUGCUAAUUGAUUUCUUCCGUGGACUGUGUGUCCGAUAUUUGAGUGAUUGCUGGUGCUGGGAUCUAGAAAGCAAGUUUCCAGAAUAUGGAGAAUUCAAAAUUGCAGAGAACGUAUUGCAUUUGGUCUACAACCAAGGAAUGAUCUGGAUGGGAGCUUUCUUUUCACCUUGCUUACCAGCAUUCAAUGUGCUCAAGUUGAUUGGCCUCAUGUACCUGAGGAGCUGGGCUGUGCUCACGUGCAAUGUACCACAUCAGCAGGUGUUCAGAGCAUCUCGAUCCAAUAAUUUCUACUUGGCCAUGCUGCUGUUUAUGUUGUUCUUGUGCAUGUUACCAACAAUUUUUGCUAUUGCCCGGUAUAAGCCAUCCUUAAGCUGCGGCCCCUUCAGUGGUCAAGAAAAAAUAUAUGAUAUUGUUUCUGAAACGAUUCAAAAUGAUUUUCCCACAUGGUUCAACACAGUGAUUACCUACAUCAGCAGUCCUGUGGUUGUCCUCCCUGCACUACUACUGUUAUUCAUGCUAAUCUACUACCUACAAAGUAUUGCAAGAUCAUUAAAAUUCACCAACAAUCAACUGAGAAUGAAGAUACAAACAGAAAGAACUGAAGAUAAGAAAAAGGUGGUUCAGAUGGCAGUAGCCAGAAUCCAAAAUAUGGAUGUCAAUGACAAAAGACCAGAGCAGGAAACUGAUAUUAUCAGCCAGGAGUCCUCUGUUCGGUCCUCAACACCCCGAAAGAAUGGCAGCGUCUUGAACUUUGAAUCUCCUGUGAGCAAAGGCACCAGAAUACAAACCAUUUCCCAGUCUGUGCCCCAAGCUGUGCCAUCAGCUGAUGUUGUGAGACCUGCCAACGCAACUCCCACAACUCCAACCUCUUUAACACCGGCUCCCUCUGUAUCAAGUGUACAGAAACCAAGAAAUGAUCAUAUCACAAACAGAUACCCAAGCGUUGUUCAUAGGAGUGCGAGUGAGCUGUGCAAAACAAAGCCCUACACACCAGUCACUUUCAAAAAGCACACUGAAGAUGUUCACUCUGACCCUCUCUUCAGAAAAGCCAUUCGCCAGGUAAAUUCGGAUGCCCUUGGGGCAGGGGCUCCUGUAUUUUUGGGCUGUAGACCAUAUGCUACCAGGUAUUUUCUGGUUAAUGAAAACGAGUCCCGCAAAAAAUCGCUCCGUUCUACCUCCCGACUCCAAAGGCAUUUCAGAAAGGAGGAAUCAGGAGACAUUAUUGAGUUGUAUCCACGCCAUGUCAGAAGAUACGUGGUUCGAACACCACACCAGAUGUACUCCCCUCCUCCCAGUGAGGAUGAGGAGGACGAAGAAGAACUUGAGAGAGAAUUCAUUAACAGAUCCCAUCGCCCUCGCUCACUGUCUGACCUUCGCCCAGCACCUCGGUUUUACAUUGGGGAUCGUGCUGAUGGCCACGUUCUAAUGGGCAAAGAUCUAGCCAGAGUGCAUUACAAAUCCUGGGAUGAUGGUUUUGAGCUGGACCUGGACAGGCCUCCAUAUGCUUACAAGAAGGUACAUCUGAACUAUCCUGAGCCACGUGUGAAACCAAAAUCAAAGCAAAAGCUGGAGCAAUCUCCAACAGAGUCUGAUUCCAUUUCCAUUGCAUCCAGCAGUGACCCGCAGAACAGCGGCAAUGACCAGUACAUCCAGGUCAUUCACACCAAGGACAAAUAUCCAAAAGCUGGGGCAAAACUGACCAAAAAGAAAUCUAAAAACAGUGUUGAUCUAAGUAUGUCUGAGCCAAGCGAACUGGUGUGCUCAAAUGUCUGAGAAAGUGCCCCAACAUCCUUGUGUUUUGAGCUGGUGUAUGUGCAGUUCUGCUUUAGUUGAUGUUUGAGGUCUGUCAGAGUAACUGGGACAUAGUUUUUGUAAGCAUCAUGUAUGCAGCCACUCGAGGUGGGAAAAGCCUUGUGUUUUACUCUUUAUUGUACCUUGCUUUGAUAUCACAAUUCUUGUGUUGCAAAUUUUAGAGAAGAAGGUUAUUCCAAUUUAUUCCUUAUGGUGUCAAAACCCAAAAUCUCUGCCUACUGGAAAAUCAAAAGCCAUGUACUUGGGGCACUUCAAUUAAACCAGUACAAAAAUACAUCAGAUGAGGCUCUUUUUAUCUGAUACAGCCAGAACUGAAGAUUCUUCCUGAAUAAAUUCAGCAGAGAAUCAGCCUCCUGCUAACGGAGUUCCUACUAAUAGUAGAUCUUGAUGUGUCUUGUUUGAAUGUGCUGUGGCCCAAACAAAUUAGGAAAAACAGUUAACUAGAGAGAAUAGUGAGUUUAUUUAGUGUAUCACAUGGGCAGGAGAGUUAUUUGACAACGUGAGUCAUUCUAGAUUAAAUCCUAGAUCCUCUAUUAGUUUUCUGGGAACCUCAGACCAGACUGGUAAGAUUCUCAGUGGUCAACUUUCGAUCCGUGGCCUUUGAAAGAGACUCAUUUCAUUACUCGUAGUUCGUAAAUUCCAUUCCGUUUUUCACACACCACUGGAGUUUCGCACUUCCUUUGGAUACUGAAGGUUGGUUGGUCGCUUUUUCGCUUGUUUCUCUCCGUGUCACUGGGACUGGGCUGACACCAGUGACGAGCGCGGGGCGGCCCCAGCUCUGAGGAAGCAGCGCUCCGCCUGCGAUCCCACACACGUUACCACAUCCCCGCCGUGCCAUCCCCGCCGUGCCAUCCCCGCUGCCCGGGCUCUGCCCGUCCCCAGCCCGGCGUUCGCUGCCCCGUGAGGCGUGGCCGGGCCGGGCCGGCGUCACCCUCAGGGUGAGGUGGCGGUGUCCUGGAGACCCUCGUCGGAGUUCGCUGGCAACCUGUGAGUACGGCUCGUUCCCGGGUCCUGCCCGCCGUGCUGCCGCGGCUGCCGGGGCCAGGCAGGGUAGCGCAGCGCGGUUCGGGUUCGUUUCGUGCCCCGCAGGUACAAG